ACAGCUGUGUAGUCCAGAAGCUGCUGCUCAGCUGAUGUGUCAGAUCUCCUCUGGGUUAGACCGGGUUAGACCGGGUUAGAUCGGGUUAGAUCGGGUUAGACCGGGUUAGAUUAGGAUCUAGGCUCGACUCCUUUGUUGUACUGGAUGUGAUCAUGUGAUGUCGGUGCACGUUGACUCUCCUCUGUGUUGUUAGCCGAGCAGCUAACCUCAGGUCCUGUGCUCUCCAGUGUUCAUGUGACAGUCUUCCUCAGUGAGCAGUGGAUGAGUGCCCCCCCCAGGAUGGCGACCUGUGGCCGGAAGGACUCCCCGGAGCUGCCGGACUUCUCUCUGCUGAAGCGGCUGGCCCGGGACCAGCUGAUCUACCUGCUGGAACAGCUGCCGGGGAAGAAGGACCUGUUCAUCGAGGCCGACCUGAUGAGUCCACUGGAUCGGAUCGCUAACGUUUCAACUCUGAAGCAACAUGAGGUUGACAAACUCUACAAAGUGGAAUAUAAACCCAUUGUCAGCAUCUCAGACCAACUCUGUUUUCUGAUCCGGCCAAGAAUACAAACUGUAAAGUGGAUCUGUGAUGUGGCCAAUGCAGACAAAGCUGCAGGAAGAUUCAGAAGAUACAAGAUCAUCUUCACCCCUCAGAAGUUCUUUGCGUGUGAGGCGGUGCUGGAGGAGCAGGGGGUCUUUGGUGAUGUGACCAUUGAUGAAUGGGCGUUCUACCUUCUUCCACUUGACGAUGACAUCAUCAGUCUGGAGCUGCCAGAAUUCUAUCGAGACAACUUCCUGGCAGGCGACCAGCGCUGGGUGAGGACCGCCGCCAGCGCUCUGCACCUCCUGCACUCGGUCUACGGCCCUUUCUCAAAGAUCUACGGGAUUGGAAGAUGUUCCAAGAUGACGUACGAGUUGUGGAGGGAGCAGGUAGAAGAGGGAGAGACAAAAACCUGUCAGGCUGAAAUAGGAAAAGUGUUUCUUAUCGACAGAGAUGUGGACCUGGUCACUCCUCUGUGCUCUCAAGUGGUCUACGAAGGACUCGUGGAUGAUAUAUUUAGAAUCAAAUGUGGAUGUGUGGACUUUGGAGCUGAUGUUACUUCCUCUGAUAAAAGUUUGAAGGUCAUGCUGAACUCUAAGGAUAAGGUCUUCAACGAAAUCAGAAACGAGCAUUUCUCCAACGUCUUUGGUUUUCUAAGUCAGAAGGCCAGAAAUCUCCAGACUGCUUAUGAUAAGCGUCGGGGGAUGGACAUCAAGCAGAUGAAGACCUUUGUGUCAGAAGACUUAAAAGGUUUAAAACAGGAGCAUCGACUGCUAAGCCUGCAUAUCGGUGCGAGUGAAUCAAUCAUGAAGAAAAAGACCAAGCAGGAUUUCCAGGAGCUGCUGAAAACCGAACACUCUUUACUUGAAGGAUUUGAAAUCCGUGAAUGUAUUUCUUUCAUAGAGGAGCAUAUCAACAGACAGGUCUCCAUGAUAGAGAGUCUCAGGCUACUUUGUCUUCUAUCCAUCACAGAAAAUGGACUCCUGCCAAAAGAUUACCGCUCGUUAAAAUCACAGUAUCUACAGAGCUACGGAGUGGAACACCUGCUCACAUUCGCCAACCUGCGUCAGGCCGGGCUGCUGGUGGAGCAGCAGCCGGGGGAGACCCUGACUGUCAUGGAGAGCAAAGUGGGGAAGCUGGUCAACGACAAAGCUGCAGGAAAGCUGACUGACGCCUUCUCCUCUCUGGCGAAGAAGAGUAAUUUCAGAGCCUUGAGCAAAAAGCUGAACCUGGUGCCCAAGUCAGAUGAAGAAUAUGACCUGCGUGUUCCACGGGACAUGGCUUACAUCUUCAGCGGAGCCUACGUCCCGAUGAGCUGCAAGGUCAUCGAGCAGGUGCUUGAGCGAGAUGGAUGGGCGGGGCUUGAAGAAGUCACCAAGCUGCUGAAUGGACAUGACUUUUCUGUUACAGGGAGCAACGGAGCAGAUUCCAGAGCAAAGACCGAUGCUCAGCGCAUCGUGCUGGUCAUGUUCCUCGGAGGCUGCACCUUCUCUGAGAUCUCAGCCUUACGCUUCCUCGGCAGAGAGAGAGGUUAUAAGUUCAUUGUGGUAACAACUGCGAUCACCAACAGUUCGAGGCUAAUUGAAGCUUUGCUCAACCAUGAGUGAGACGUGUCAUCAUGACGGACAGGAAGCACACGUCUGAGUGACCUCAUCGGACAGGAAGCACACGUCUGAGUGACCUCAUCGGACAGGAAGCACACGUCUGAGUGACCUCAUCGUGCUUCGUGUCCUCCAGCUCCGACAGAGAGAACGUUUCCGCUCUGAUUCCGUGAGGACAGAUGUAAAGAUGUGUCAUGUAAAUACAGUGAAUGUUUUUAACAAAAGUUGAAGCUUGUCCUUUCUGUCUCAAUUCCUAAAUAUAUAAAACAGAUUGGCUUGUUGUUGUGUCAUAUGAUUAGAAUAAAAGACACAAUGUCAAUUCCAAAUCGUGUAUAAAGAAUUAUCUCAUGCA
Limanda limanda (common dab) is the source of this 2473-nucleotide messenger RNA. It is a transcript of the gene vps33b, whose product is annotated as VPS33B late endosome and lysosome associated. Gene Ontology annotation, cellular component: lysosome; CORVET complex. The coding region runs from base 262 to 2127 and encodes 621 amino acids. The record is from RefSeq and is a predicted model, not a curated record. The transcript has 24 exons. Gene Ontology annotation, biological process: vesicle-mediated transport; intracellular protein transport. Lineage: Eukaryota; Metazoa; Chordata; Actinopteri; Pleuronectiformes; Pleuronectidae.